This is a messenger RNA of Brachypodium distachyon (stiff brome), 2135 nucleotides long. RefSeq lists its product as uncharacterized. NCBI's taxonomy places the organism in Eukaryota, Viridiplantae, Streptophyta, Magnoliopsida, Poales, Poaceae. The record is from RefSeq and is a predicted model, not a curated record. The coding region runs from base 120 to 1868 and encodes 582 amino acids. The transcript is spliced from 3 exons.
CCUCACAAUCUCUCCUCAUCUCUGGGUCUUGUCUCCUCUCUCGGAUCUGAGCUCGAAACCCUAGCUUCGCGUCUCGCCGAGAGGGAACGAGACCCAGGAGGGCGGUUCGGCGGGUUACCAUGGCUAGGUGCAUACCGUACGUCCCGCGCAGGGUGCGAGACCCGGUCGCGGUGGCGAUGGCGCUUGCGGCGCCGGAGCCGGCGGCGGCGGCAGAUAAGCUCCAGAAAGAAAGGGAAAUAAUGCAGAAAACGGAAAAAAAGGAAAGAAAGGAGGAGAAAAGGAGACAAAAGAAAGCUGCCAAGCUGGGUGAGAAGUAUGAGAUAUCUGAUCAUCAUCAUCAUCAUCAUCAUUCUAAGCAUGGCCGUAAGAAGAGAAAGCAUGAGGGCCAAAUUAUUGCUGCGGCAGAGACAAGAAAAGAUUCGAAGGAUACCGUGGAGCACUUGGAGAAGAGUGGUCUUUCUGAAGAGCACGAUGCCCCUUCCUGCAGUCAGGCUUGGCAUGAUAGCCCAGAGAGCUCACUGGACAGCAAUAAGAGACCAAGGGUUACUGUGUCACCUAGCCCCAGCCAAACACGAAAUGCUGUUUUUCGUGUAAAGCUAGCAUCUGCAAAUCAAAUAAGAGGUCCCGAAUCAACAGCAGUUUCGUCAGGGAAACCUAUAUCCCUUGAGCAACAGUCAGUCAAGCAAAUGUGUUUGGACCUGUCCAUGGCCAAGGGGCAGAGUAAGUUUCAACCCCACAUCAACGAAGUGGUGGCGCCGAGACAUUUAACUGCAUCGGACCAGAAGAUAGGUUUAAAGAAUUGCAGUCAGCCAUCUGAAUUCAGACAGGUUAACCAGCAAAGAGUCAAUAUGGUGCCAAGAGCUAGCCCUCAGCCAACACCAAAGGCGAAUCAAAGAGUUGGCCCUCAACCUGCAAAGGUUCUGCGACGUGCUGAACCCACACCUGUAAAGGUGAUGCAAAGAGCUGGUCAACUGAUGCCAUCAAGGUUGUUCCAAAAAGAUAUUCCUCAGAUCCCUGCAAAUAAGUCGAUGAAAGCAGCAGCUGUUGCUGAUCCACCUGGCAAUGUGGAGCUACCUGCUGUGCUACAGAAACCAAAGACUAUUGUGGAGCUACCUGUUGGCAAGCAGCAGCCACAAGCGGAUGCCCUUCCUAAAGAAGAUCUUCGCUCUGUCCGAACGAAGCAGAAGAUGGCUCUAAGGGAUGUCAAUCAGUUGGGUGAAUCAACGCAGAUUAAUCAUCAACAGCAAGCAAUGGCCAUGCAAAGAAUCAAUAUGGUGCCAAGAGUUAGCCCUCAACCAACACCUAAGGUGUCGCAAAGAGUUGACCCUCCAGUCAGAAAUGUGCAGCAAAGGGUUAACGUUGAAAGAGACACUCCUCAGGUUCCUGUAAACCUGUUGAAAAAGGAGACAACUGCCGCCCCACUUGGCCAGUCUGGUGUGGAGCAACCUGCCCUGCUACACAAGGCAAUGGUUCCUUUGGAGCCACCCGUUGUCAACCAGCAGCAACAGAUUGCCCCCCUUCCUGAAGACCAUCUUUGCUCCAUCAGAAUGACCUUAUUACCAGCCUCAGCGAAACAGGUGCAGAGGCCCAGCUCUGACAGGAAGAGCCGCAAGGCCGAGAGGAAAGAGAGGGAGUUUGCAGAUCUCUUUGUCACCUGGAAACCUUCGCCUAUACAGAUGGAGGAUGAUAUGGACGUUGGUGACCAGGACUGGCUAUUCAGUCGUGGCGCGACGCCCGGAAGCAACUGUGCUCCCUUCGAUGGAUCAGUCCGGUGCCAAACGGCUGAGCAGCUGUUCUCGAUGCAACCCAGAGCAGUUCAUCUCCCGGAUCUUCACAUGUACCAGCUGCCGUAUGUCGUGCCAUUUUAGAUGCCGCAUGCUGUGUUGUGUAUUAAGUGUAGGUGUCAAAGACUUAGCUGUGAGGCUUUGUGGGAACAUAUGUUUCCUUGCUUCAAUUUUCCAGCUUUGUUCUUACUGUUGUCGAGCUUGGUCUAAGGACGUGUGUGCUUGAGAAGAAGCAAUGUAAACGGAAUGUGGAUUGGAUUACUCCGGCAAUGUGUAAACGAACAAAAUAGACAGAUCUUGUUUGGUUUCAGUUUCAGCUGCUGACUGUAAUGUGAUCGAUUCUUAUCUUCC